This is a messenger RNA of Echinops telfairi (small Madagascar hedgehog), 5615 nucleotides long. RefSeq names its product ectonucleoside triphosphate diphosphohydrolase 4 (gene ENTPD4). Gene Ontology annotation, biological process: nucleoside diphosphate catabolic process. Gene Ontology annotation, cellular component: membrane. Lineage: Eukaryota; Metazoa; Chordata; Mammalia; Afrosoricida; Tenrecidae. Bases 264 to 2114 code for a protein of 616 amino acids. The record is from RefSeq and is a predicted model, not a curated record. Gene Ontology annotation, molecular function: nucleoside diphosphate phosphatase activity. The transcript has 14 exons.
AGCGGGGUCGGUGUGGCGGCUGGCGCUUCGCCGCGGUAGCCGAAAUGUUCCCAUCUCGUGGUCCAUGGAGCCCUGGCCGCCAUGUCCGCUGCAACCGAAUAGUUUGUACAUGCACAACACAUGAUUAAAGACGUGUCUACUAUCAGUGGAUGGCUGCAGACAAAUUCUCUCAGAUGGCUCUGUGUGAGGCCCCGCUGUCUCUGUACCUGUGUGUGAGAAGGGGGGACAACUCCCAGCACUCUGCCGGAUCCUGAGCCGCCAGAAUGGGGAGGAUCGGCAUCUCCUGCCUAGUCCCUGCUUCCUGGCAUUUUAGCAUCUCUCCAGUGGGGUGCCUUCGAAUCCUAAAUACCAACUUACGACAAAUUAUUGUCAUCAGUGUCCUGGCCAUUACGGUUUCACUUUUAUACUUUUCUGUUGUCAUAAUUCGCAAUAAGUAUGGGAGGCUGUCCAGAGACAAGAAGUUUCAAAGGUACUUGGCAAGAGUUACUGACGUUGAAGCGACAGACACCAAUAACCCGAAUGUAAACUAUGGUAUUGUGGUGGACUGUGGUAGCAGUGGGUCUCGAAUAUUCGUCUAUUGUUGGCCAAGACAUAAUGGCAAUCCUCAUGACCUGCUGGAUAUUAGACAAAUGAGGGAUAAAAACAGAAAACCGGUGGUGAUGAAAAUAAAACCUGGCAUUUCAGAAUUUGCUACUUUCCCAGAGAAAGUCAGCGAUUACAUUUCUCCACUCUUGAACUUUGCUGCCAAGCAUGUGCCACGGACAAAACACAAAGAGACGCCUCUCUACAUUCUCUGCACAGCAGGGAUGAGGAUCCUUCCCGAAAGUCAACAGAAAGCCAUCCUGGAAGACCUCCUGACCGAUAUCCCUGUGCACUUUGACUUUCUGUUUUCCGACUCUCAUGCAGAAGUCAUUUCAGGGAAGCAAGAAGGUGUGUAUGCUUGGAUUGGCAUUAAUUUUGUCCUUGGGCGAUUUGAACAUAUUGAAGAUGAUGACGAGGCAGUGGUGGAAGUUAACAUCCCUGGGAGCGAAAGCAGUGAAGCCAUUCUCCGCAAAAGGACCGCGGGCAUCCUGGACAUGGGAGGCGUGUCGACUCAGAUAGCGUACGAAGUCCCCAAAACUGUAAGCUUUGCCUCCUCACAGCAGGAGGAAGUAGCUAAGAACUUACUAGCCGAGUUUAACUUGGGAUGUGAUGUUCACCAAACCGAGCAUGUGUACAGGGUCUAUGUGGCCACAUUUCUUGGGUUUGGUGGCAAUGCUGCGAGACAAAGAUAUGAAGACAGAAUAUUUGGCGACACCAUUCAGAAAAACAGGCUUCUGGGUAAACAGACUGGUCUGACUCCUGAGACUCCAUACCUGGAUCCCUGCUUACCACUUGACAUUAAGGAUGAAAUCCAACAAAAUGGACAGGCCAUGUACCUGCGGGGAACAGGGGACUUUGCCCUGUGCCGAGAGACCAUCCAGCCUUUCAUGAACAAAACCAAUGAGACACAGACUUCCCUCAAUGGCAUAUACCAGCCCCCAAUUAACUUCCAGAACAGUGAAUUCUAUGGCUUCUCUGAAUUCUACUAUUGCACUGAGGAUGUGUUGCGAAUGGGGGGAGACUACAAUGCUGCUCAGUUUACUAAGGCUGCAAAGGACUACUGUGCCACCAAGUGGUCCAUCUUGCGGGAGCGCUUUGACCGAGGCCUCUAUGCCUCGCAUGCUGAUCUCCAUCGGCUGAAGUACCAGUGCUUCAAAUCUGCCUGGAUGUUUGAGGUGUUUCAUAGGGGCUUUUCGUUUCCUGUCAGUUACAAAAAUUUAAAGACUGCGUUGCAAGUUUAUGACAAGGAGGUUCAGUGGACCCUAGGCGCAAUCCUAUACAGGACUCGGUUUUUGCCCUUAAGGGACAUCCAGCAGGAGAUUUUCCGGGCCAGUCACUCUCGCUGGCGGGGCUUCUCCUUCGUCUACAAUCACUACCUGUUCUGGGGCUGCUUCCUGGUGGUCCUGCUGUCCAUCCUGCUCUACCUGCUGCGGCUCCGGCGCAUUCACCGGCGGACCCUGCGCAGCGGCUCGGUUGCCACCCUCUGGAUGGAGGAAGGUCUUCCAGCCCAGAAGACGGCCGGCACCUUGUGAGCCUGGGCGCUAGUGGGCCCUAGGAGGACGCUGACGGAAAAGCCAUUUUUUGCCUCAGGGGGUCUCUGUUUUAUUUUCCUUCAAUGUUGUUUUUCCUUUUCCUCUUGGUUCCUGAAACAGACCCAUUGUUUUCAAGCCUUGCUUCCUAGAACUACUGCAUUAAGCUAUUUGGAUCCAGCUUUUAAAUUAAGUCGGGAAAAGGGACAUUCACUUGAUUUUUUUUUUUUUAUACAGAGGUUAUCUGCCAAAAUUUACUACAAAUUUUGGUUCUUCUCUAAGGUGGAUUAACUUAACCAAAUGCACUUUAACUCUGGGGGAACAGAAAUGGCAGCUUCUAUCAAGGGAGGGAGAUAGCGCUGAAGGAAGGUACUUUUACAGAACAAAAACAGGUUGACUGAAAUGAUCCUAUUUUUCCCUCCAUUUUUGAAAGCUCUGGCCUACAGAGGGUAAUGUUUCAUUGUGAUUUAUCAUUCAGGUCUGUCACGGUCUGUUUUCCUUGCAGUUGUAAAAAGUCGGAAAGGUCUGUAACCAAGAGAGAGAAAUACCGGUACCAGGAAGUAAACCGUUUCUUAAAAUUGACAACGGAGAGAUGUGUACAAUGUGAACUGUGUCAGCCCUCUGUGUGCAUGUGGAGAAAAGACAGAGCAGGAUAAGGGGAGGCAGUAUGUUUUCCUUUGCCGUCUCUUCAUUUUACAUAGGAAAGUCUCUACAACUGUUAACACUUUGGUGGCUACAAGUAAUCUCUUUCAUAUCGCUUCCCACCCAAGCCGUUUGUUGUUGGCAGAAGGAAGACUCGCGUCCCGGGCCUGGGCCUCGGGCCCACUCUCGGGCUCCUCCCUCUUCCUUAGGCAGGCGGCUUCCCCGACUUCCUUGCCCUUGGUUUCUGCUCCUGAGUUCAAGUUGACCUUUUUUCUGUAGUUAGGAGUGGUCGCAGCAGCAGGGCACGGUAGACUGCGGCACGUGGUGCUGCAGUGCCUUGUGAGCCUGUCAGUCCAGACUCGCACACGGAGGGACCAUGUGUCCGACGGGCAUCUUGAGCACAGGCCUAAAAAGGACAGCUGACGCGUUGGCGGGUGUGAUGUGUUUGUAGGUGUGGGUGUGUGUGGGUGUGUGCGCGCGCCUAUAUUUUCAUCCCAGAAGAGUUCAGUUCUUUUCAGCGGUAGGGUGUAUGUCAAGAACCUUGAGCUGCUUUUUCAGAAGUCAUUGAUGAGAAAAAUAAUUCGAGCUCCGAAUUUUGAAACCCUUACUGAGGGGGGAGGGCAGUAAAACAGUUGAAGUUUAUCUUAAUGACCUAAGGAGGGCACAUCUGUGAAAGAAAUGCAGAUUCUCUUACUCUGCUCUUCCAAGUGAGCAUCCUAGCAGCGAGGAGAAUCUUGGUAGAGAGUUUGCAGCUCACACACGUAUCCAGAAGGUUGGGGUUCAGAACAUUGUGGGACACGGAAUGCAAAGACCAUGAACGUUUCCCACACACUUUGUGAAGCCCCGUCAUAGGCCUCCGUCGACUCAGAGACCAGCUUUGAAUUGCUGGUCUCCAGCUGUUGAACUCAUUGGUCCGGAGCAAACUCUCUUCCUUCUCGUGAGCCAGCCACAGUUGAGCUGUGUCCGAUAUCUCAGGUGUGGUGACGGCGCGCUUCCCUCAAGUUCUUACAUAAGGCUUGGCCCCUGCAGAUGGGGCCCUUCGUGAUGAAGAGUAAAUACGUUUACACCUUUUACUACCACCAACCUCUACGUACUAAGUCUCCAGAAAAGAGUGAAAAAUGUGAGGCACCCAGAGUGUCAUAUUUUAUUUCUUCAAUCACGGUAGGGACGAGCCAGUGCAGGCUCAGAUCAUUAGGCUCGGUCUGGACCAUUCAGGGAGUGGAGAAGACACACACCGAGGAGCCUGGCCUGAGCCGGACUGCAGGGGCCCUGCUCGAAGCUGCCUCACCAAGCAAGCCUCGGCUGGGGACCCGGCCCAACCCGUACACCGUGGGUUCCCCCACGGAGGAUGCCCUGGGUCAGGGCAGGAUGGCGCUAGCAGGCCCGGGGCCUGGUUCCAUUGAGACCCACGAGUUCGCAUUUACAUUUUUAAAUGUAAGAAAAGAAAAAGAAUACAACAGAAACUAUAUGUGGCCUAUAGACAGUAUUGUUUGGUUAAUUCAGAAAGGCGGUCACCAGCCAUUGGAUGUAAAAGGAUAGGAAAGUGUCCACCUGUCUAUCUUCCAUAGUUUAUGCUCCGUUUUCUAACGAGCCAAGGACUGCGCCCUCCCCUCUCAGCCCCACACUGAGAAAACCGUAGGAAGGGUGGUUGCGCGAUUGAAGCAUCUGCGUCCCAUGGACUGCAGGUGCCCGCCGCAGUCACCCUCUUUCUGUACCAAAGAAGAGGCGGGCUGCGCCUCCAAGUGUGCCCUGCACGAAGUCAGCUGGUCCCCCACUCACUGCCCUGAGCCUAUGCUGACCCUGCAGGGCACGAGACGCAUGGGAGCCACAGGUAUCCCCGACCUCCCGCGGGGUGAGCAGCCCACUGUGUGGGAUAAUAGUAGUCUAGGAUGAGCCGGGAGCCCGUAAACUCCAUCUCCUUGGAGUAGGGGGGUGGGGGUGGGUCCUGGAAAUUGGUAGAAGCCUUAUCCAGUAAAGGACCAUGCUUCUUAGCUUUUCUCAGUCUUAACUGCCGGGGCGUGUUCCCGAAAGACGACGUGCCAUCCAUUUAGGGAUAGACUGGAAACGUACAGACACGGGACUUGACCCCGUGACUUUUUGCACAUUCUCACCGCUAGACUUCUGGCCCCCGGCAGUGCUUCCCACCCCAAGGGUAUGCUGUGGUGGCCGGAGGCUGGCAACUUGGGGCUCUGUGGGGCCAGCCUGGGCCUUCAGAGACUGAGCCACCACCCAUUGCCACAGUGCAGCAGUCGGCAAGCACUGUGUAAUAAACACUCCGUGUUAAAUUCCGACCGGCCUCGGAUAGUUCUUGUUACGAGGAGUAUGUGUCGCUUAUGGAGAAACUAAAAAAGGCCAACAUGCUUUCCAAGCUUCAAAAAGAGAGUCGCUUUAGACCGCCAUGCUGUCGCGUGCAGUGCAGCAGAAUCCCCGCAAUAAAUGCAGCCUGCAGGCCUGUCCGUGGGCUUCCCCUUGCAGUGAGGAUGCGACCAGCCAUGGGGGGUUCUCUGCGCGAUCGCCAAGGUGACGUUGUACCUUAGGAAUUAGAACCAUGAAGGGACGAUGGAGUUCUGUCUUUUACGUUUUUGUUUACAUGACGGUUUCCAGUCAACACGAAAAUAAACAGCUGGAGUAGGGGGUCGUUGGGGUCUCAGGCAGCCUUCUGAAUUGGGGCAGUGUGCUGAUCCACACUUGCACAUGAAGGGUCUUGAGAAUCAACGAAAGGAAAGUUCAUCCAAAUUGCCCAUGGACUGAGUUUGCCUUCUGUAAUUUAAUAACAAUGUCUCUGAUGUUUGAGUCUCAUUACCUGUUCCACUGGUUCAAUGUGAAUAGAAACUCGGUAAAAUAAAGGGUAUGAAUCUCCUC